CCUGCGGAGCACUGAGAGGCUGUGCCUGGCUCUCUGCAAGGCGGCCAUGGGGCCUGGCCUCUCUAAAGGCUGCGCAAAGGCUAUUGCACAGCCUUUGCACAACAGCAGUUCCCCAUACGGGCAGGCUGCAGGCUGUGCCUCGCGCUUCGCCCUGAUCGUUGCGGUUCCCAUGACUCUCCGGCCCCUCCUCUGGCUCCCAGCAUUGGAGGCUGAGCCCUUUGGCCCAACAGCCUGCUCUGAAGUGUCAAUACGCCGCCAGGACGCCGGCUUGUGGGAUCAGCAUGGUUUCCAGGCAGUGCGUGGCUUUGCUGCUCUGCUUCCCGCUGCUUGUUCCUCCUUCUCUGGAAGCAGUCUUUUUAAAGCAGGAAGAGGCAAACAGCAUUUUUCAAAGGCGCAGAAGAGCCAAUAGCUUCUUCGAAGAGAUAAAGCUGGGGUCACUAGAGCGAGAAUGCAUGGAAGAAAAGUGUUCAUUUGAGGAAGCAAGAGAGAUCUACCGUGAUGAUGAGAGGACAAAAGAGUUCUGGCACAUCUAUUCUGACCCCAACCAAUGUGACUCCAGCCCCUGUCAGAAUGGAGGGAGCUGCGAUGACCAGUUUCAGGAUUACGUCUGCCGUUGUCCUCCGGAGUACGAGGGCAAAAGCUGUGAGAUAGCUCUGGAUGAGAACCUGAAGUGCAUUUAUGACAACGGCGGCUGUGAGCAGUACUGUGCUGACCAGCAGUCUGAAAAACGAGUGUGCUUCUGUGCAGAGGGCUAUACUUUAGCAAGUGAUGGCGUGUCCUGCAUUCCCCAAGUGAAAUACCCUUGUGGAAAAAUACCAGUGCUGGCAAAAAAGAAUGCAACUGCUCAGGGGAGAAUAGUAGGUGGUGUCACCUGUCCUCCAGGUGAAUGUCCAUGGCAAGCUCUCAUAAUACAGGAUCGGAAAGAGAAGUGUGGUGGCAGUCUGCUCUCGCCAGAGUGGGUGGUGACUGCAGCUCAUUGCCUGGAUUACACUCAUUCCAAACAGCUCCGGGUGAGGCUGGGUGAAUACUCAAUAAAAGUUGAUGAGAAAACUGAGCAAGAAAGCGGAGUGAGCAAGAUCAUCAGACACGAAGAAUACACCAAUGGACAAGUCAAUCACGACAUUGCCCUCCUGAAGCUGGAAACACCGGUGAAUCUCACCGAUUUCGUGGUGCCAAUAUGUUUGCCUGAAAAACGGUUUGCGAUUUACGAGCUGUCCUCCAUUAAGUUCUCAACGGUGAGCGGAUGGGGACGGCUAUUAGACGGAGGAGCUACUGCUACUUUUCUGAUGCGAGUCGAUUUGCCGCGUGUAAAGACACAAGAAUGUGAAAAGCAGGCUAAUUUAAACAUCACUGAGAAUAUGUUCUGUGCAGGAGACCUGACCGGCAAAAAAGACUCCUGCAAAGGAGACAGUGGUGGACCUCAUGCUACAAAGUACAAGAACACCUGGUUUCUGACUGGGAUUGUCAGCUGGGGAAAGGGUUGUGCUGUUGAAGGCAGCUAUGGGGUUUACACAAGGGUAUCCAGAUACAUCGACUGGUUGAAGAAGUACAUGGAAUGAAGAGCAGUGAACCACAGCAUUUCCUUUCCUUCAUCCCUCUGUGGCAUUUUUGUACUGAAGCGUUCCUCCAUUAACUUAGACACGUGGUAAACGUGAUAUUGUUCACAAUUUUCAAAGAGCCUAAUGCCUGCCUGAAUACACAAAAUAACUCUGAUAUUGUUGUAAACUUCAAUGUCUUGGCAAGAGGCCACAGAAAGGCCCUAUCAAACCAGACUCAGAGUCCCUCAUUCUUCACUCAUUUUCUGGUAAAAGAAAAGCUUGGUGCUGAGAAACACUGUCAGUAAUGUGUCGAGUACACCGCGAUCCUUCCUUGUGCUGCCAUCGUGGCUGCUGGUAAUCAAUGAUGCACAGACUUCCUGAGCAAGAAGUCACAUGAGUCUGAAUGGUCAUGAAUGACCCCAUCUGCCAUACACAUGUGCAAUCUCUUUCAAACACAUUUACACUUUAGGCUUUCACAACUUCCUGUGCUGAUAGGUCCUGCAAUACAAUGAAGCAACAGCAGGAGAAAGAGAAAUGGUGUUUCUUUCUUAUGGUGAAGGAACUUUCUCUUGGAGUCCCAGCAGGUGGAUUCGAGAGGGAGGAAUUGCAGAGCAUCCUCAGGACAAGGAAGCUGGGAAAAGAUUAAUUCCACAUUUACGAGUCUGCUAUGAAAACUUGAUUUUAGUCUUCCUCCACUAAAUAUUAUUGCAGUAAGGCUAUUAACAAUACAUUUAUGAGUGAUGAAGGAUACCACACAGCUAAUCCCAUAUUUGUCUUUCUGUAAAAGUUGGAUUCUUUCAAAUUAUGCUGAAUAUCAGAUUAAUCACAAAGACUUAUCAGCAAGUAGGACACUUACUGUGGUCUAGUAGCAGGGGAGAACACUGGCAUUAUAUGGUACAUGUAAUACCAAACAUCCAAAAUCUGUGUUACUAACAGAGGAAUGGAGGGUUACUCUUUUAAGAACUGAGAUGAGAAAAGCUGCAAAUUCCAGAGACCUGGGGAACAAGGUCUUAUGGUAUGAAAGCAUGCCUUGGAGGUUUUGGUUAUGCCUGAAGAAAUUAACAAGACAUAACAAGACGCACUGUGAGUGAGAGAAAAUAAAAAAGGAAAGCAUUUAUGCCAGCAGAAGCAGCAUGCAAAACAAAUAAUAUUUUUAAAAAAUGAGGAAAAUUCCCAGGGAGAAAGGUGACUGGGGGCAGCAGCCAGCAAAUGAAGUCUCAUUUUCACCAAGAUGAGGCACCUGGCAUUGCGACAUCAUCCUCCUAGGCCCCUCAAACUGAAUAGCUGUUGAUUUUACAGGCUCCACUGGGUGACUUCUCUACUGUAAAUAUUGAUAGUUAUGAACAAGUCACCCUGCAGAAAAAGGGCAAAAUGCAGACAAAACAUCCAACCAGUAUUAAUGGCUGUGUGGCAUGACUUUCGCACAACAAAGCCAAGAGCUAUACAUAUUUUUAACAUAAAAGCCUGUGUAAGCAAUCACAGAAUCAUAGAAUCAUUAAGGUUGGAAGGA
Phasianus colchicus (ring-necked pheasant) is the source of this 3048-nucleotide messenger RNA. It is a transcript of the gene F7, whose product is annotated as coagulation factor VII. The record is from RefSeq and is a predicted model, not a curated record. Gene Ontology annotation, biological process: blood coagulation; proteolysis. NCBI's taxonomy places the organism in Eukaryota, Metazoa, Chordata, Aves, Galliformes, Phasianidae. Gene Ontology annotation, cellular component: extracellular region. Gene Ontology annotation, molecular function: calcium ion binding; serine-type endopeptidase activity.